Messenger RNA from Schistocerca gregaria, 4621 nucleotides. RefSeq lists its product as uncharacterized. NCBI's taxonomy places the organism in Eukaryota, Metazoa, Arthropoda, Insecta, Orthoptera, Acrididae. The record is from RefSeq and is a predicted model, not a curated record. The transcript has 6 exons. Bases 1 to 1290 code for a protein of 429 amino acids.
AUGUCUGCAAGGCGGCAGCUGGAGAACGGGCACGUGUCGUGGCUCGUGGAGAGCAGCUCCGACCCACCGGACUGGCUGCGCCUGAGCCCUGCUUCCAUGGUGACGUGGCGGCGCCCCGACGGCGGCCGCACCAGGCUGUACAAGCUGCCCACUGACGGCCGGCUCCUUACGCGGCCCGGCGACCUGCAGCCUGUGCGCGACUUCCAGGGGGUCACUCUCACCGCAGCUGUCGUGGUGCGUACCAUUCCUCAGACAGAGUUCCUCAAGUCGUAUCUGGCGUUCCGCCACCCGACCAGCCAGGGCCUGCGCAGCUCGCUGUUCGCGCCCUUCUGCAGCAGCGUGUGGGUGGCCAGCGGUGCCGUCUGGCUUCUUAUCAUGAGCUCUCUGCGGCUCAUCACGUGGAUCGGCUCUCGCCAGGCGGGCAGCAUCGUGCAGGCUGAGAGCUCCUGGGGCGCCGUCGUCGUCUUCGCCGCCUGCGCUAUUGGAUUGCAAGGCACAACGGAGCGGUCGCAGUGGUUGUCUUGGCGCGUGGUACUGCUGUUCACGUUCCUGCUGUCGCUGAUGCUCAACACGUACUACGGCGCCGCCGUCGUGGGGUCGCUGCUCGUACCGCCGCCCAAGACAAUCCGUACCCUGCGACACCUUAUAGACAGCCCCAUACAGGUCGGCAUUGAGGACAUCGGCUACAAUCGCGACUACCUUGAGAAAUCUACAGAUCCAGUUGUGCGCGAGCUGUUCGUACGCAAGGUGUUCCCGCCGACAGCGAAACGGCCAGCCUACUACCCGAUCGAUGUGGGCGUGGAGCGGAUGCGCACGUCGCUCUUCGCAUUCCAGGCGGAGGCGGUAACGAUGUACCCGCUCAUCCUGCGCACGUUCAGCGAACGCGGGAAAUGCGCGCUCUCAGAGAUCAUCCUGGUGCCCCACGGCAUGACCUAUCUUGCCGUCCCCAAGGGCUCGCCGCUGCGGGAGCACAUGUCGUACGGGCUACGCAAAGUGUGGGAGAGUGGGCUGCUGAACUACCAGGAGCGCAUCUGGCACCCGCCGCGGCCGCCCUGUCUACAGGCGGGAGAGGCGGAGAGCAUCCGCAUCAUGUCCGUGGCACCGGCAUUCCUCAUAGCCAUUGCAGGCAUCCCACUCGCCUGCCUCAUCACCUGCAUCGAGCAACUCAGAGCUCUACGGGAGCGGCGUGAAAAACACUUGCCAGUAAAAGGACAUCGACAGAAAAGAGCACAAAGGAGACGAAAAAGGUUGCCGCGUUUGCCCACUCAUAUCCCUAAGCGCUUGUACUAGUAGCAUGAUGAUGAUAGUAGAGUACAGCGAAAACAUGGACAUUAAUGCUGUCAGAAGCUCACUGAUGCCACUUUCCUCCACUUUUUUAUUUCACUCCGUGGGGAACGCGUGCAAUUCACGUUUCUGCGUCUCAUCUCAGCUAAUCUCUAUAGUACCGAACAGAUGUGGCUAUUAAGCACAACCUUCACUGCGCUGAAAUCUCCAUCUUCCAUUGCACUGUAUCUUCAGCUAACUCUCUGGCGUCUUGUUUGCACAUGAAUCAUGUUUUGCGUAAAAUAUAGGGCAGUAGAAAACAAUUAGCAUUCCUUUACUGUUGUUUAUAAUGAAGGUGGCUUAAUACAUUUCACAUUUUCCAUUAUGCAAAUGGUAAUUCUUAUGACUGUAUCUGACGAAUCUGAUGAAUAAGUCUCCUUCAGACAUAAAUUAUUUUGUUAAUGUUUUUUAUAUGUGCUAUGAAAAUACACUUAAGCUGUUAAAUUUUGCGUGUGAAUGUGAAACCUACCACAAAAAUUAUCAGCACCAAUGAAACGACUCUUACUACGAUAAUUUACUAACACAUUUUACUGUUCUCGAUUCGAACAACGCUUACAUUAGUAAAUACAUACAUUGUUUCAAAGUUAAUGAUUACCACAGAUAGUAAAAAUAUGCGAGAUGUGCAAAUAAACAUCUGCCACAAAGAUUUUUCUUCACUGUCCUUGUAGAGGCCAUACAUUUUGUCAACUAUUUAAAAAGAUAUUUGGUUUCGUAAUUUCCUUUAAUCUCGUUUCUUGUUGUUCCAAAAUAUAUCUGAAGAACUGUGAAAAACGUGAUUACUCAGUUCAGAUUCUUGAUGAAGAGUGUUUUAGGCAGUGGAAGAAAAUUUCCAGUUCUGCCAAGAGCUGAAGGUUAUUUCUUUUGCUCCUGUGGCAAAACUAAUAGAUUGUUGAAUGUCAUUUGCUGUAUGUUCAAAUGUGUACUUAUCAUUAGUUACUCGCAGUAUUUCAAAACUGUUCUCGGUAAAUACAUCCAAGUACUCUUUGAAUAGGGCAUUGCGGCUUCUGUGUACCUGACUGUGAUAAUAAGCAUGACAGCUUUUUGAACAUAAUUUAUGUAUUUAACUACUUUCUUUUUUGUCCUUGUGUGAAUUUGUGUUGAGUUAUUCAUUGUGUUAGCUUGUUGUUUGUACAAAAAUAAAUUUAGACCUUACAUUUCUUGAUAGCAGACUAUCUUUUGGAAUCAUUUCUGAGAUAACGAUUUGCUCUCAUACUUUUUGUGGAGCAAUCUUCGUUUCUCUACUAAUUUUGAGUUGGUUCAUGCUUCUUUUUACAUAGGUUAUAAGUAGUUUUUUCUUUAUAUUCAUCUUUUCUUUGCUAUUCGUCAUUGUUUUCAAUUCUAACUGGAGGUUGACCUCAGUAAAGGAUAAUAUUUACAUUAUCUGUUGAUGUAAAGAUGGCAUAUUUGUAUCUUGUGUGGUUGUGAGAUGUGUUGUAUAUACUGAUAUUAGUGUAGGUUUGGAAUCUAUGUAUAUGUGCUAAUACUAAGAAACGAUAUGGAGGUUUUUUCUUCACAUUCAACAGUGAACUUCAUAAUUCUGUGAAACAUGUUAAUCUGUUCAAUUUCCUCCGUAACACAUAACUGGAGUUUCAUCAAUGAUUUCUUAUAACACUGAUAGAAAGAUAACUGUUCCAAUGAAAAAUGUAUUUGCUUAAUAAUUUAGGAAGACAUGUGCAUGAAAUUAGAUCAUUACUGCUCAUAGGUAGUCUCUCCUUCCCCAUAUAAAGAGUAUGAACAGUAUAGUUUAUUUGAAAACAUAUCUUCUAGUGCAUACAUUUUUAUUAAAAUUGGAGAUUCAAAUUUUGUAAUUUGCAAUAUCUCUAUGAGGUCUCUUAUUCUAUACACAAUUUUAAUUAAAAUAAAAGAAAUGCAGGUACCAUCGACUUACAUUCGUUUGUAUGAUGAACAUACAUGGUCUUCAUCCAAAGAAAAAAACCAUAACAAUUGAAAAAUAUUGUUUUUGUGUUUAUUCUGUUAUUUGUGACAUAUAGCAAAAUAAAUAACGUAAAAUGAUCCAUAGGUUUCACUGAAAUUCUACCAAUAGUUUUUCUUUCUCUGUUCAAAAAUUUUAGCAUUGAACCCUCUGUCAUAUGGCUGAACAAUGGAUAUUUGCAAAUGGUAAAUGUAUGUAUCUGAACUAGCCACUAAAUGAAGAAGGUAAAGAUAAAGUGCCGCUAAAGUUACAUAGAUUCAUCAACUUACAUUAUAAAUCAUGAAAUGUAUUUCUGUCUAAAGAAUUACAUAUAGCGUCUCACAUUAGUUACAUACUUGUCUUCACUGUGCUAAUUUCAUUCAGAAAAUAAAAUCUUUGUCAAUUUUAUAGCAGUCACAGAUAUAAGUUUUGAAAAAUGAAUGCUAUCCAUUAGAUUAAGUAAUUUUAUUUAAUGUUGUCAGAAAAUUCCUGUGUCACAGGCAGAGUGGUGAGCAUAUGUAUAAAAGAAAUAAUGCCAUUGCUACAUCCUGCUAUGAGAGUAAAUAUUUGAAGACCAUAUCUCUGAGAUGCUUUGCUCAUUCAUAUGGAAUAUGAAGCGGUAGUCUAUAGACAGAAGAGUAUGGAUAUUCAUAAGUGCUAAUUAUGAACUUGUAAGGCAUGUUGCAGUAAUUAGAAACUUCAAGAAACAUGACAUUCAUAGGCCUUAAAAUUUAUCUAGUUGCCAUGAGGAGAGGUCACUUCCCAUUAAUGUGUAAAGUAACAUAAAUAUACACUAUUCAAAAACGUUUUUACAUUCAGAACUCACAAAGGAAAGGUUAAUAACAUAUUCUGUGGUCACAUAGCAAUGACAUACUAUAGAUUAUGUAAAAUGUUUCCUUACUUCUGUAGACCUAACAUGAACAGGUCCUUGAAGCUGUGGAAUUCAUUCUGUUCAUUCUUGGUGGACUGUUGUGGAAGAAAUAAUCAAAAUUAAAACUAUUUUUUCAUCUGUAGACUAACACAUUAGUCAUUAUAGACAUGUAAAUAUACUUAUUUUAAAGUGAAAAAUAGUUCUUAAUUAGUGUAGACAAAUAACCAAUGAAAAUGAGUUUUGUAAUGUUAAAUUAUAGUGAUCACAUUACACCCCUUAAAGUGAACAGAAUUUUAAUAUUACAUUCAACUCAUAUAUUUUAAUAUUAUCACUGUUAUUUUCAUAAACUAGUUGUGAUGAUAAACGCAUUGAUGAAGUAGAAGAAUUUGGUCACCAAUAACGCCUGUAGGCACCUAACAGAAUGUGCUUUCUAGUAACAUAAGUUUUAUGAUUGUUUUUCACAUCGUUUAUAAUGGUUGUUUGUGAAUAAUAAACACUUUAUUAUGACAACAUAA